GGUCCGGAAGAUCCUGAACCUGCGCCUGUUUGAGGACGAGAGCGGUCGAGCGUGGAGUCGGAGCGUGAUGGACCAGGACCUGGAGGUUCUGUGUGUGAGUCAGUUCACCCUGCAGUGCAUCCUGAAGGGGAACAAACCGGACUUCCACUCCGCCAUGCCCGCCGAGCUGGCCCAGAACUUCUACAGCAGCAUCCUGGAGAACAUGAGGAGCACCUACAAGCCAGAGAGGAUCAAAGACGGGGAGUUUGGAGCCUUCAUGCAGGUCCACAUUCAAAACGACGGACCUGUCACCAUCGAGCUGACGUCACCCACUGGACCCACAGACCCCAGACAGCUAUCGAAGCAGGAGAAGCAGCAGCAGAGGAAAGAGAAGACGCGCCACAAAGGACCCUCAGAGUCCGGGCGGGACAAGGGGGGCCCGCGGUCCAAACAGGACCCAAACGCCAGCAGCGGGGCCGAGGGGGACGUGUCCUCAGAGAGGGAGUCUUAAAUAC
This is a messenger RNA of Nematolebias whitei (Rio pearlfish), 494 nucleotides long. It is a transcript of the gene dtd1, whose product is annotated as D-aminoacyl-tRNA deacylase 1. The record is from RefSeq and is a predicted model, not a curated record. Gene Ontology annotation, biological process: tRNA metabolic process. Gene Ontology annotation, cellular component: cytoplasm. Gene Ontology annotation, molecular function: D-tyrosyl-tRNA(Tyr) deacylase activity. NCBI's taxonomy places the organism in Eukaryota, Metazoa, Chordata, Actinopteri, Cyprinodontiformes, Rivulidae.